Messenger RNA from Neolamprologus brichardi, 1918 nucleotides. Its product is annotated as ferric reductase 1-like. The record is from RefSeq and is a predicted model, not a curated record. NCBI's taxonomy places the organism in Eukaryota, Metazoa, Chordata, Actinopteri, Cichliformes, Cichlidae. Gene Ontology annotation, cellular component: membrane.
AUGGCUCUUCCUGUGUUGCUGCUGCUGUGCACUGCUCCGCUGGUCCGGGGCCACGGCUCAGGUGUGGUUAUAGACAGCUGUGAAGACAUGGAACUCCACCACUCUGGGCUGAGCCCACAGACCGCACCGUCACCCUUCACUGUCACUACAGAGCAGAGGCGCUACGGACUCGGAGACGAUGUCAUAGUUGAGCUACAGGGUCCAGCCUCUACACCAUUUACUGGUUUCCUAUUGGAGGCUAGAGAACUGGGAAGCAAGAGUCCUGUGGGUUCCUUUGCCAUACCAGAAGGGGCUGCUCAACUCCUCACCUGCAGCCAGAGAGCUAACUCGGCUGUGUCGCACACAUCAGGCUUUAAUAGCAGCUACGUUCAGGUGACAUGGAGAUCAGAACCAUCAAGACACAUCAAAGCUGUUCAUUUCUGUGCAUCCUUUGUGCAGAAUUCUACAACAUUUUGGAUCAAUGUGACGAGCCCUGUCCUGACCUUCACUAACGGCAGAGCUGCUACAUCUGCAGGUGCCCUCACUACAUCCACUGACAAUGGCAGUUUACAACCUGGAUCACUUGUUAAAUCAGCUGGAUCCAUCUCUAGUGCUGACUGUGGGGUCACCAAGGUGUGCUUCAGUCAGCCUUCAAACUGUGACCCAGCAGUCAGUUCUAACUGUUAUUUCAUGUCAGCCAUGAUGUUAGCCGGUGGCGAAGCUGUCCACUUUGAGAUGACUGGUCCUUAUGAAGGAUACAUCGCUUUUGGAUUCUCUGAUGAUCAAAGAAUGGGAAAUGAUGACAUUUACGUUUGUGUUAUGAAAAGCAAUGGACAAGUGGAGGUGGAACAUAUGUAUUCAACAGGACGAUCAAAGCCACAAGUUCUUCCUCUGGGGAAUGUUUAUAAUAUAACAACGUCAUUGCAGAACAGUGUCAUCAGUUGUGUCUUCACUACCACAAACACAAUUUCUAUUGAGGGGACUUCUGGUUUCAACCAAUCCUACUACCUCUUGUUUUCCUAUGGACCCACCAACAAUGGAUCAAUAACAUUCCAUGUGGGUACCUUCACCAGCAAUAAAAGGAUCAAUAUUAAUAAUCCCCUUGUUGUUGGCAAAGGUGAUGUUCCUGAUAUCAUCAAAGCUCAUGGAUCACUCAUGCUGAUUGCCUGGAUGACCACAGGAUCACUCGGCAUGAUGGUUGCCCGAUAUCUAAAAAAAAUGGCCAAGGGAAAGAAGAUGUGCGACAAAGAUCUCUGGUUUGUGGUCCAUGUUGGAGUGAUGUGUCUGACGGUAGCAGCCACAAUCACUGCUUUCAUCCUUGUGUUCGUUCAUACUCAGGACUGGUCUGGGGGAGCACAUCCAGUGUUGGGGUGCCUGGUUAUGAUCCUCUCACUCAUCCAGCCUAUCGGGGCCUUGCUGCGCUGCGGACCACAACAUCACCUGAGGUAUCUGUUCAACUGGACACAUUUUUUAAAUGCAGUGGUAAUAAAAUCUAUAGCUGUGGCAGCCAUAUUUACAGGCCUGGACAGGAUUGACAGUGAUGAUGGGUGGCUAAUGAAAGUGAUGGGUGGCUUCUUUGCCUGGGAAGUUCUCUUCAUCAUCAUUUUGGAGGUCCAUGAUUGGAUAGUUAAACACAGAGAUGGUACUGCUGAUCAAAUGGAAUCAGCAUUGGUCAAAGGUGACAGUUGCCUGAUCGCUGUGUACCUUCUGGGAAACCUUUGCUUUUUGGUGGCACUUCUGGUUGGAAUUGGAGAAAAAUGAGCAGCAGAAGAAUCUUCCAAAGUGUUUCCCUGUAGUUUAACAUACUUGAUGAAAUACUGCACUGGAAAUUCAGACCCACUGAUGCAUCAGUUGGCAAAACCUGGAAAUUUUCUCAGUAAUGUCUUUUAAAAAAUAUUACUUAUGGUUUUUUUCUCUUUUGCUUUCAGUUGAUAAUUAA